CAUCCCAUUUAUCCUGACUGGGGAACUAUUUGAACAGUCAUACAGACCUGCUGCAUUCAUGAUCGCUGGCACUGUAAACUGGUUGUCAAACUUUGCCGUGGGCCUCUUAUUCCCCUUCAUUCAAGAAAAAUUGCAGUCCUUUGCCUUCCUGGUCUUUGUGGUUGUCUGCACCUCAGGGUCCAUUUACUUGUGUUCUGUACUUCCUGAAACCAAAAACAAAACCUUCAUGGACAUCAGCCAGAGCUUUGCUAAAAUCAACAAAAUGCCAGCGCCUUCGCCUGCCCAGGAGAUGGAAAUGGUCCUGUCCAUUAAGCCACAGAAGAACGGGAAAGCACAAGACAUCACAAAGAUGGAGAGCUCCUUCUAAGUUGCACUUAUUGUGGUAAAGGCAUGAUCAAAAUGUUAAAGGAAAAUGUUUUUACAUAUUUAUGCAGAAAAAAAGUCAAGGACAAGGAAUCGCAUGAUGAUAUCACUCACUCAGACUUCAACAUAUGCUUUCUAUAUGUUGUUUAGGGCUGGAACAUUAAAGAAUACCACAAUAUUAUGCACUUAGUGGAUUGUUUGUAUUUACUGAAGUGUAGAUUUAUUAAGUCAUCCAAAGUGGAUUAAGGUGGAUCUUGCUAUCAAAAGCAACAUGUUUCUAAUUGAUUACAGGGGAAGUAAAAACAGUUAAUAAACAUUUC
Molecule: messenger RNA, 683 nt
Organism: Cyprinodon variegatus (sheepshead minnow)
Lineage: Eukaryota; Metazoa; Chordata; Actinopteri; Cyprinodontiformes; Cyprinodontidae
Product: solute carrier family 2, facilitated glucose transporter member 9-like
Exons: 2
Coding region: 59-367 (102 amino acids)
Biological process (GO): monosaccharide transmembrane transport
Cellular component (GO): membrane
Molecular function (GO): hexose transmembrane transporter activity
Source: RefSeq, a predicted model, not a curated record